CCGUACUAUAUUAAAUCGCCACCACAAGCUCCACCAAGAUAACCAUCUAAUUAAACUAUUAAACUACGAAAUACUAUAGUAUAUAUUCGAAUACCUUUCUUCUUCAAUUAAUUCUUCAAACUUCAAUAUUCAUUCCACCUUAAUUUUGAUUUAUAUGUAGUAGUGUCUCUGGCUAAUAAAUUAGUUGAAGAAUUAUUAAGAUGAGAAAAAAGUGUAACUUGGAGCUCAGGCUUGUCCCUCCUGCUUGUGUUACAAUGGGGGAUAAAGAAAGCAUAGAUCAAGAGAAGCAGCAGCAGCUAACCAUAUUCUAUGAUGGCAAAGUUGUGGUUUCUGAUGCUACUGAGCUUCAGGCUAGAGCUAUAAUACAUCUUGCAAGUAGAGAAGCAAAGGGGAACAUAAAGACGCCAUCUUCACAUUCGGAGACACCAUCACCAUUAUUACAAUCUCCAUCACCAUUAUUACAAUCUCCAACAGGUCUUUCCAUGAAGAGAUCUCUGCAAAAAUUUCUACAAAAGAGAAAAAAUAGAGCUGAAGCAAUUUCUCCGUAUCAUCACUAGCUAUUAAUAAUACUAAGUUUGGUGAUCUUUUAUUUAUUUUUUCGUUACUUCUUUUUUCCCUUCUUCUAGUGGGGUUUUCUGAUGAAGAAACAGAAUCUUUUUUUUUUUAUGUCAUUACCAAUGACAUGGCCAGAGAUAUGUAAUUAUAUUUUAUGUUUCAAUUUAUAUGAUGUUUUUCACUUAUUGAUAGUUAAUUAUGAUUUAUUUUUAAAGUUAAAUUGGGAUAAAUCAAUUGAUCAAUAUUUUAAAAUUUAAAAUUUAGAUAUAUAGUUAAAAAUAUAUGAAAAGCAAUAUAAGUUGU
Molecule: messenger RNA, 858 nt
Organism: Lycium barbarum (goji berry)
Lineage: Eukaryota; Viridiplantae; Streptophyta; Magnoliopsida; Solanales; Solanaceae
Product: protein TIFY 5A-like
Exons: 3
Coding region: 201-557 (118 amino acids)
Biological process (GO): response to wounding; regulation of jasmonic acid mediated signaling pathway; regulation of defense response
Cellular component (GO): nucleus
Source: RefSeq, a predicted model, not a curated record